Molecule: messenger RNA, 2316 nt
Organism: Effrenium voratum
Lineage: Eukaryota; Dinophyceae; Suessiales; Symbiodiniaceae
Source: the annotation of a GenBank genome assembly
AUGGGACACUUCCUCAGCUUCCGGGGCCACGCGCUGCCGCUGCUCGACUCCGAGUUUCAUCCAGAGGCCUUUCAGAGAGCCAGGGACCUGCAAAACGAGAAGGUGAAGCAGGCGCCGAAGCCGAACCGACGGGUCUCCGUGACCUUCGAGAAUCGGCCCUUCGGGAUGACUCCGCUCAAGGAAGGUGUCGAGGGCUAUGUGGUAGACAAGGUGAACCACAACGAUCCUUCGAAGCCAGCUGCCCGGCUGGGAGUCAAGCCUGGCUGGAUCGUGUCAGCGGUGGCAGGCGAGACCGUGCAGGGGUUGAGUUUGGAUGACGUGCAACAGCUCACCAAGCAGGCCGAACUGCCAGUGACAGUUGACUUUGAGGUGCCGGUGAAGGAGAAGGAAAACGGUAACAGCAGCAGCAGCACGGACAAGCAGCGACCGAAGUCGUCGGCAGCCCCUCCGCCACCUUCCCGCGAGUCCCGGGAGCGGACGGAGACUCAUCGGCUGCAGGCGCUGCUGAGGGCCUUGGACUCGGACGCCAAGCUACCUGCCACGGUCUUCGUUUUCUCGCGGCGCCGGGUGGAAGCAUUGGCUGGCGACGACAUGCCAAAUCUGGAUGUUUGCACGGUGGAGGAGAAGUCCAAGGUCCACACCUUCCUGAAGAAGUCCUUCGAGCGGCUCUCCGAGGUAGACCAGAUGCUGCCGCAAGUGAAGAAGGUGGAAGAGCUUGCCAGCCGUGGUGUUGGCAUUCACCAUGGAGGGCUAUUGCCAGUGGUGAAGGAGGCGGUGGAGAUCAUGUUCUCCCGUGGGCUGGUGAAGGUCCUCUUCGCCACCGAGACCUUUGCUAUGGGCGUGAACAUGCCCGCGCGAAGCGUGAUCUUCACCGCCUGGGCCAAGCACGAUGGCAACCAGCGCCGUCCGUUGCUGCCGUCGGAGUACACCCAGAUGGCCGGCCGUGCUGGGCGCCGAGGCCUCGACACGGAGGGUAACGUGUACAUCCUGUGCGGGGAUGAGGUGCCCGACCAGAAGAAAGUCACUCGGAUGAUGACCAGCAAGGCCGAGCCGCUGCUCUCUCGGUUCCGGGUGACCUUUGCGAUGAUCCUUCAGAUGAAACGCUUCGCGCAGAGCGGGGUUCAGGUGGAGGACCUCCUUGGCCAGUCCUUCCUUGAGAAUGCACGUGCGCGACGCAGGCCGAAGGCGCGGCAGGACUUGAAGGAGCGGAGCCGGCAGCUGGAGGCCUUGCCGCCACUGCAGUGCGUCUUCGGGGAGCCAGACAUGGAGGACUAUGCCGACAUGGAGGUGCUUUCCCGCCAGCUCGGGCUCCAGUUGCAUGCGAGGCUUUGCGAGUCGAAGUCUCGGGACAAGGUCUUCUGUCCGGGGCGCUUGCCCCAGGAAAUGGCUGUGGCACUGUGGCGUGGGCUGGACGUGGCAGUGCUGAUUUUUGCUGCCAUGGUGCUGGAGUCCUUGCGUUUCUCCCGGGAGAAAGGCCUGGAGGUGCUGGAUCAACUUCAGGUGCCGCAUCAGAAGGAGUACAUCCGAGUCACGGACUCGGAGGUGCGAGGCGCCCCGCUGCUGGCCAUGGUCUCGGCCCUGGGUCUGGCAGUGGAGGCCCUCGAGCGAGCACGUGCCAAGCACGAGGGUGCCCGGGCCUGGCUUCUGGAGCGUAUGUCGUACCUGAAGACCUCCCGGCCCACUGCAGUGAACCUCUUCAACACCAUGGACUCGCUGCGUGAGGUUGUUGAUGAAGCCGCUGCCAGCGGCCAGGAUGAUGUGCAGAUCUAUCAUGCCUACGUGGAUGCCGCAGAGCGGAUGCUGGAGGAGGAUGUGACGGCCAACAAGGCCAUUGGCGACGUCGGCGCCGACGCCAUCCUGGCGGCUUUGAAGGGCAAGGCCCGGGUGCUGACGAUCUGCAACACCGGGUCCCUGGCAACGGCCGGCUGGGGCACGGCUCUCGGAGUGCUGCGCACCCUCCACGCCCGAGGACGACGCCUGGAGCAGGCGUACUGCCUAGAGACGCGGCCCUACAAUCAGGGUGCUCGUCUCACUGCCUUUGAGCUGGUGGAGGAUGGCCUGCCUGGGACUCUGAUCUGCGACUCCAUGGCAGCAGCGCUGAUGCAGCGCCGGGGGGUGGACGCCUGCGUGGUGGGCGCAGACCGGGUGGUGGCCAAUGGCGACACGGCCAACAAGAUCGGCACCUAUGCCCUGGCGGUGCUUGCGCGGUACCACGGCAUCCCCUUCUACGUGGCGGCGCCACUGACCACGCUGGAUGCAAAGAUGCGGCAUGGCUCAGAGAUCCCCAUUGAGGAGAGCGGCCGGAGGAUGAGCUGA